AUGGCGAGCUCCGGCGAUGAAGGGCGCGUGGUGGUGGACCUCCGCUCCGCGGCGGAGUCGGCGGCUGCCGACGAGGAUGCCCACGCCACGCCUCUCCACGAGAUCGAGUCCCUCUGCAUGCGCUGCGGUGAGAACGGCAUCACGAGGCUUCUGCUGACGCUGAUCCCGCAUUUCCGGGAGGUGGUUCUGAUGGCCUUCGAGUGCCCUCAUUGUGGGGAGAGAAACAAUGAGAUUCAGUUUGCUGGACAGCUCCAACCCAAGAGAUGCUGCUAUAGCUUGGAGGUUCCGUUGGGGCAGAGUGAGAUACUGAAUCGUCAGGUCGUGAAGUCUGAUUCAGCGAUUAUCAAGAUUCCAGAGCUGGACUUUGAGAUUCCUCCAGAAGCUCAACGUGGAACACUUUCUACUAUGGAAGGGAUUAUUAUGCGAGCUGUGGAUGAGCUGCAGGCACUUCAAGACGAACGAAAGUUGAGAUCUCUUGGGUCAGGAGAGGCUGCAUUCACCUUUAUUCUUGAUGACCCCAAGGGAAACAGCUUUAUUGAGAACCCGCAUGCUCCGUCAUCAGAUCCUUUACUAUCUGUGAGAUUCUACGAAAGGACUCGUGAACAACAAGCAGCACUUGGUUUUCUUGCUGAACCACCAACAGAACAGCCUGGAGAGGCUGUUUUGCCUGCUUCAGCUAAUUCUGAUGGGUUGCAAAGCGUGCCCCAUGGCUCAGUUGGAGCUGUUGCAGGUCGUCGUGCUAUAGCUCAGGGAAACCCUGACGAAAUUGCUGCAUCAUUGUGUAGAUACUCAGCACCAGAAGAGGUUGAUACUUUACCAUCAACUUGUGGGGCCUGUGGAACAGAAUGUGUCACACGUUUCUUUGCUACAAAAAUCCCAUAUUUCCAGGAGGUGAUUGUUAUGGCGACAACAUGUGACAUGUGUGGUUAUCGCAAUUCAGAGCUGAAGCCUGGGGGUGAAAUUCCAGCGAAGGGAAAGAAAAUUACACUGCGUGUUCAAAACGCACGAGACCUUACUCGUGAUGUCAUAAAGUCAGAUUCAGCUAGCGUGAAAGUCCCUGAACUUGAGUUGGAGCUUUCAUGUGGAACGUUGGGUGGUAUGGUCACAACUGUUGAAGGUUUAAUUGUGAAAAUAUGCGAGGCUCUGGAGAGAAUACAUGGAUUCCAAUUGGGCGAUAGCACACUCGAAUGGAAAAAGAAGAAAUGGGAGGAUUUCAAGGAGAGACUAUCCAAGCUUUUAAGUUUACAAGAAGCCUGGACUCUAAUAAUUGAUGAUGGAUUGGCGGCUUCAUUUGUGGCCCCGGCUACUGAAUCGUUAGAAGAUGACAGCCAGCUAACCAUGGAGGAGUAUCAGAGGAGUUGGGAGCAGAAUGAGGAACUUGGCCUGAAUGACAUGGAUACGUCCUCUGCAGACGCGGCUUACAACACGACCAGCACAUGA
Messenger RNA from Miscanthus lutarioriparius, 1440 nucleotides. The record is from the annotation of a GenBank genome assembly. Lineage: Eukaryota; Viridiplantae; Streptophyta; Magnoliopsida; Poales; Poaceae.